GUUUCUGACAUUUCAAUAAUUUGUUGAUCACUUUUGUUGUUUGAUGAUAAUUAGCUACAGGUACUUUAAUAGUGGUUUUAAUGGAAAGAGUGAAAUGAACUUUGGAGUCAUCAAAACCUACUUAAAAAAUUAUUCUCCGCACAAUCAAUCGAAUUAAGUUAUAUCCGGGACUUCUAAGGUCAACUUCCGAUGGCUUCCUAAAAAGGAUAUUCAAAAGACGAUGAAUUCAUUAUCGUACGGAAUACUCAACACCGGCGGAUGUUUAAAAGUCUGAUUUAGAUAGAUAAUUAAUCGUUUUCAUCGAGAGCAACCAUGGCGAAUCAAUUCAUUUCACCUGGUGGUAGACUGAAGAGAUUUUCCAUUGAUGAUGCAUUUGAGGAAGAGACUGACGAGGCCAUAAAGGUUUAUGGGUCAACAAUACCCAGAUCCCCGUUAUCGAACUCGAGCAUAAACACCCAGGGCGAAUUGAAUGGUGUUAGGGUUGAUAAUGGAAGAGGCUACAAACUGGCAAGAGAUACUUCCAGAGACAGCGAUUCCUUGAUACAAGACUACUACGAGUGCUCUAGUCAGGACUACUGGGGAAAUUCUUGCUUCAACCAUCCCAAAGUAAGGGAAAACUGGAGGAUGGUACUCGCAGCUGCCACCCUUUUAAUAAUCGGACUGGGCCUCUUGGCCACAGCCAUCGCAACCUUCAUAGCGCCACAAUCCGGCCUGCAAGGAGCCGUUUUUCUCAUAGCCGGGCUGAUUUGUUUCAUACCCGGAGCUUACCACGUCGUCUACAUCUACUUGGCCGCUAAGGGCCGGAGAGGUUACCACUUUCACAAUUUGCCACUGUUUACUUGAAUCUUUUCUAUAUUUGAAUGUAACCAAAGCUGUAUAUAUCUACGUUUUAACUUACCUUCGGAGGAAUUUUAAGUUACAUUCGUUUGUGGUGUGUUCAGGCUGAUUUCGGCAAGAAAAAAUUAGAUCUACGGAUUCUGAAUGACUUUUCUACAUAGAGAAGGUUUCGAAGUAUUUCAAAUUAACACAUUCCAGGCGGCAUUUAAUAUUUUCAUGGAUACAUUAAUCCCCAUGUGAUUUGGAACUUUUUUAGUCGUUAGGAAAUUUUGUUACAUCAACCUGAACAUACAAACAUUAUGAUUCAUUUUUAGAUUGUAAAUCUGUACAUUGUGGUUCUGUUUAAAACGCUACAAUUGCAGUAACGGAUGUGGGAAAGCUUUAAUUCCGUGAACCACAGACAGAUUUUCAACAUAUGUAUAUUUAUAAUAAUCGGAAAGUUUAAUACAUCACAUAAUAUUUAUUAUUUUUUUAUUCAGGAUAGUAUUGGGUGAAUACGAAUUCACCGCUUUGAUAUUUACCAAAAUUAGAAAAUGUAGGGUAAGAAAAUGGUUUUUAGGGUAUCGUGAAUUUUUUGUAGAACUUAGACGUUGCAGUUUUUCACUUUUUUCAUCCGUCCCUUUAGAAAUUUGUGAUUUAUCUUCUCAUUUUUAUUCAUUAUAGUGGUUACUCUGGUAAUAUGGAAAUAAUUUAAAAAAAUGUUGAGUAUCCCUACAAAAAAUUCACUUAAGUCCUAAAGGUUCAAUGAUCCUCGAAUUUGAAAAUGAAAGAUUGAAAAGAGAUUGCUUGGAGUCUGAUAUUUGUGAUAAUUAUUUAAGAUUCAAACUUUGAAGAAUUCCUGAGAUAAUUAAUAUUUGUAUUUUAUGUGCCACGUUUGUUUUUUUUUUUGAGAUUCACUUUAAAUGAGACUAAGUCAUUUUUAUACUCGGUGUAACGAGCUGCUUGACAUUGUAUUGAAUUUUUUCACGUUCUCGAUGAUUAUUUAAUUUUUUUUAUAGUUUACAUGUGAGUAAUAAUAUAUCUGUUUGAAUUA
Coccinella septempunctata (seven-spotted ladybird) is the source of this 1870-nucleotide messenger RNA. RefSeq names its product transmembrane protein 134. The coding region runs from base 313 to 843 and encodes 176 amino acids. The record is from RefSeq and is a predicted model, not a curated record. Lineage: Eukaryota; Metazoa; Arthropoda; Insecta; Coleoptera; Coccinellidae. The transcript is spliced from 2 exons.